Entrophospora sp. SA101 is the source of this 837-nucleotide messenger RNA. Lineage: Eukaryota; Fungi; Glomeromycota; Glomeromycetes; Entrophosporales; Entrophosporaceae. The record is from the annotation of a GenBank genome assembly.
AUGAUUGAACAACUUGAAAAGGAUGCCAAAAAUGGUUGUACAAUAGUAGGCACACCUGGCAUAGGCAAAACUUUCUUUGGUCUAUAUUUUCUUUUCUAUAUUACCCACCAUUACCCUGAUUCUAAAAUUAUUUGGGAAACUAUUGACAGUGUGUGGUAUGUGUUUUUUCCAGAAUUACAUGAUGAUUUUAAUGGCAGAAUAAUUCAUAUCCAUCCAUUAAAAACAAAUUUUAAAGAAAAGAUUUUGAAGCUUGCUUCUGACAAAAUAGCUAAAGAGCUAUAUCACAAACAUGCAUUUAACAGCCAGAUAGAAAUUAUUCAUCUAAUUGAAGCUGGUGCCUUUUUUUCAGAUGCUAGUUUAAUACAUGGCAAGUGGUUUGAAGAAUUGGCCCAUGAACAAUUACAAAAAGGUGGUCAGUUUUUUGUGCAAUGCUUAGAGGAUGAAUCAAAGUCCUUAAAGACAAUGCUUUUGACAUUAAAUGUUGAUGAAUUAAAGGCAGAAUUAAAUGGUCUUAAAUUGUCAAAGAAUGGUAAAAAAGAAGAUUUGAUAAAAUCAGAAUUUUACAAUAGACCACAUAAAAAGAAACAGGAAUCGGUGGAUUCUCUGGUGCCUCAUGAACAUGAACCUGAUCAUAUAUAUCAGAUAACAGUGGGAAAGAACCACCCAAUUAAGGUGAAUGGUUUUAAAGAGUUACAUGAAUAUCUCCAUACAUAUCAUAAGAUUUAUUUGUAUUUUGUUGUUCCAAAGGAUAAAUUUGAAGACUUUUCUUAUCAAAAAUAUGUGACAACCACCGAAGAGAGUUUAAAGGGUGGAAUAAAUCAAAUGAUUGGAUUUUGA